UAAUUACACACUUACACAGCUACGCAGUCGGUCACUUAUACUAUGACCCUGUUAUCACAUCACGUGUUAACGUGUGUCACCUUGGUAACAGGUGUUACCUUGGUAACAUGAGCUGCCCUGGUAACAUGAGCUGCCCUGGUAACAUGAGCUGCCAUUAUCUUAAACGUAUUGUGGGAAGCAAAGCUCAAACUAACAGUUAUACUGAAGCUUCAGUUUUGAGAUCUCUUCUAAUAAAUGUUUAGAAGAUUAAGUUUCGUAGUUUAAUAGCUUUACGUGGCUAUAUAAUAUCAGCAUCCGAAUACCUUAUUAACAUUAAGUUAAACCUGUUUCAAAUUUGAUAACCAUAUUCGCUUGUUUUCAAUUUUCUGGGUUACUACCAACACUUUUUAAAAGCUUGUUUCUUCCUGAUGUAACCAAAGCGAAAAGCUCUUCAAAUAUUUACACUGAAAUUUAGAUCUCGAACUUGUAUUAAUUUUGUUUUCUAGUGAUGAUUGUUAAGCGGAAACUUCGUACGGUCGUUAACUUUUUAGUAAAAUGGAGCAGCAAAAUGUUCCAGAGUUUAAAAAUGAAAUGGAAGAAGAAAGUAUUUCACCGGAAUUGAUCAAGACAGAGAUUAAGAAGGAGGAAGAUAAUUUUCUUGUUAAAUCAGAAGUGUAUUCAAAUGCAGUAUCUCAGUUGGAUUGUCCCAACCAGGAAUCAGAAUUGCUUCGCUACCAGUGGGUUCAUCCCAAUGAAAAUGCUUACAUUCGCUCUGAAUGUUCCUACAAUGCAAGCAAAAAAACAGCUUUAGUUUCACAUCAACGGACUCAUACCGAUGAAAAACCGUAUAAAUGCUCCGAAUGUUCCUACAGUGCAAGCUUAAAACAAAACCUAGUUAAACAUCAGAGGACUCAUACCGAUGAAAAACCGUAUAAAUGCUCUGAAUGUUCUUACAGUUCAAGCUUAAAACAAAACCUAGUUAAACAUCAGAGGACUCAUACCGGUGAAAAACUGUAUAAAUGCUCCGAAUGUUCCUACAAUGCAAGCUUAAAACAAAACCUAGUUAAACAUCAGAGGACUCAUACCGGUGAAAAACCGUAUAAAUGCUCCGAAUGUUCCUACAGUUCAAGCUUAAAACAAAACCUAGUUAAACAUCAGAGGACUCAUACCGGUGAAAAACCGUAUAAAUGCUCUGAAUGCUCCUUUAGUACUCGCUGGGAAUCAAGCCUGGUUGGACAUCAGAUGACUCAUACCGGUGAAAAACCGUACAAAUGCUCCGAAUGUUCCUUUAGUACUGGCCGGAAAUCAACCCUAGUUGGACAUCAGAUGACUCAUACCGGUGAAAAACCGUUUAAAUGUUCCGAAUGUUCCUACAGUGCAAGCUUAAAACAAACCCUAGUUAAACAUCAGAGGACUCAUACCGGUGAAAAACCGUAUAAAUGCUCUGAAUGUUCCUACAGUGCAAGCUUAAAACAAAAUCUAGUUAAACAUCAGAGGACUCAUACCGGUGAAAAACCGUAUAAUUGCUGCGAAUGUUCCUACAGUGCAAGCAUAAAACAAAACCUAGUUAUACAUCAGAGGACUCAUACCGGUGAAAAACCGUAUAAAUGCUCUGAAUGUUCCUACAGUGCAAGCAUAAAACAAAACCUAGUUAAACAUCAGAGGACUCAUACCGGUGAAAAACCGUUUAAAUGCUCUGAAUGUUCCUACAGUUCAAUCCGAAAAUCAGAUCUAAGUAAACAUCAAAUGAAUCAUACCGGUUGUGUUGGAGGACCCAUUUUUGUUAAGCCUCUACCUUUCGUGAAGCCACUCACAUUUGUAAAGCCUCUGAACUUCUAUGACCCCUAUCUUUCCAGUUCCAGCUUACCUCCCAGUUCCUUUUCCAGUCACCUACCUGAAUCUCACGAGCCUCACCCUGCAGAUCCUCUCACCUUCUCACCUGGUGAAUCUGUUUUCACACCUGCUCCCACUGUCCCACUUACCUUAUACUCUACAACAUUUCCUUCCCCCUCUCAUAUUUCCUGCCAGUUCAGCGACCAUUGGGUGUAAAUCAAAAUGUAUGUGAUAUGUUAUGAUGGGAAGAGGACGAUGUUUCUCGUUCAAUUAGCACAAUGCUGACUUAAAGGGUCUAAUAAAUCCUAGUAGUUUUAGUUUUACAAUGUAUAUUGGGGGGAUUUGAGACAAAGUAUAAAUUAAAACUGUCUGGUUUUAUAACGUUAAGUAAUUAUAAUCAAUAAUCAGGGAAUAUUACAAAAUCUAUAUUAAUGUUAUUAAAAUUUAGUGUAAUACUUUAUACGUUAGUAUUUUUAGUUUAUUAAGUUUUCGAGCAACUACAAAAUGCUUCACCUAACCUUCUUCAUAUUUCAAUUUCAAUUUCAAUAUCAUACACUAUUGUUUCAAUUAAAUGUAGUUUUGGUUUAGAGAGUAACCUUGCCGGUCCAGAAUCAGAUAACUAGAUGUUUAGGCAAGGUGUUUGGAUAUGGGACACAUAACUACCGUCCCGGCCCCUGUCCAGUGGCGUUGAGUUAUAUAUGUUGCCCGAGCCACUCCACGCUGGGUGGCUACUAAACGUUUGAAGAAAAAUGCAAGCUAUAACCAGCUAAUAACAAUUCUUGAGAAAGCUGGCAUUAUCCAUGCCUUGAAUAUGGACUAUUGCCUAAUUGAUUCUGUAUCCAGUCUUCCGAGAGUGAAACAUUGGGAAAAUUGAGAAAAUUGGAACAAA
Messenger RNA from Bolinopsis microptera, 2701 nucleotides. Its product is annotated as zinc finger protein OZF-like. NCBI's taxonomy places the organism in Eukaryota, Metazoa, Ctenophora, Tentaculata, Lobata, Bolinopsidae. The record is from RefSeq and is a predicted model, not a curated record. The transcript has a single exon. Bases 535 to 2028 code for a protein of 497 amino acids.